Rotaria socialis is the source of this 525-nucleotide messenger RNA. NCBI's taxonomy places the organism in Eukaryota, Metazoa, Rotifera, Eurotatoria, Philodinida, Philodinidae. The record is from the annotation of a GenBank genome assembly.
AUGUCGACUGCUUCUCAUAAUGAUAUUUUUAAUAACACGAAAUUAAAUACAACAACUGCAAAGAAAGUAGUCGAAGAAAGAACGAAGAUGACUGUUAAUUUCGAUAAUGAACUAACUUUAUUUCGUCAAAUGGCGCUUAUUGGUGAUUUGUUCGCUAUUACAGACGAACUAGAUAGCCAACUAGUUCGCUUAGGAGUUUUCAAUUCAAAUGAUGAGUCAGCAGCACCUGAAUCAAAAUUUCUUAUUCAAGCAUAUGAUGGUAUUCACAAUGAGCCUUGUGGGACUGGUGCAACGAAACAUGUAAUUGUCGAUGGUAAAUUAGCUAUUUUUGGUCCAUCGACUGGUCAACGAUAUGCAUUUAACGUGCGUAACUUUGCACAAAAUAUUGGAAAUGAUGGUGUACUAGUUCGAGUGUCGUAUUUAGUUAUGCCACAUGGAGGUGCAAAAUCCAUUUCAAAUCGAAUACCUAUCUUAAUGCCAAAUGUUCUUCAUAUUGGUGUAACGAUAGAAAAUGUUUUAUUGUGA